Mytilus trossulus (common blue mussel) is the source of this 906-nucleotide messenger RNA. RefSeq lists its product as uncharacterized. The transcript has 9 exons. The coding region runs from base 16 to 906 and encodes 296 amino acids. Lineage: Eukaryota; Metazoa; Mollusca; Bivalvia; Mytilida; Mytilidae. The record is from RefSeq and is a predicted model, not a curated record.
ACAUUGCAAUAUAUAAUGUUCAAUUGCAUUAAAUCAUUGGAAAUUAUGAAUGGCUGUUUAUUUAUAAGUGUUUUCUUUAUAUUAUUCUUGAUCUUCAAAUUGGAUGUCGAUGCCGCCUGUACAGGACUUCCAGCGGAUCUACAGCAAAGUAGCUGGGUUGAUGAUAUUGCAUCGAACACAUUAACAUUUGGAACCAAAACUUUAACGGGAUUUAGUUUCCAGGACACGGGGACGACUUUAAAUGCUUUCACUUGUGUUGGCAACGUAGAUAAUGUAUAUGUCUUUGGAAGUGAUAGUAGCGUAAGCUCACCUGAUGGCAGCUCUCAAUUCUACUAUCUGUGUAUGAGGAUAACGAAAGUUUCUGAAAAUUCUUAUUAUUAUUACUUAUUAGCAGAUGAAAAUGCUAGUACAUUUCCUCGUGUAAGAGCUGUAAAGAGAAACUUCCCACAAAAUGUUGCUACUGGCGUUGAGCCGUGCGAUUUCUGUAAUGAUGUAAACUCGGGUGCAUCUAUUCUUCGGAGAUCGACAGUGGCAGUUGUGCCACCUGUGACAGCUGAUCCACCAUGUUUACCGUGUACUACGCUACAGGCAGUUUGUGAUCUCGCAGCAGUUGUGCCAGCCCCAGCAGUGACAACUAUGGCGACAACUGGAAGUUCACAAACUACCAGUGUCUUACCAUUAGCUACUAACUCGCAAAGUUCAGAACAGCGCUUACCAGACGUUUCAGGUGUAGCAGGCAAUUCAGGCGUGGCAGGCGUUUCAGGUAUAGCAGGGAAUUCAGAAUCUGGUUCCUCAUUUGUGAAUGCUAUUCUACUACUAGCAGCAAUUGUAGGUAUUCAGGCAAUAAUAUUUAAUUCAGUGGAGUCAGUUUAUGAAGUAGUCCAAUUUGAUGAUACCACACGUUAG